Galeopterus variegatus (Sunda flying lemur) is the source of this 2844-nucleotide messenger RNA. It is a transcript of the gene CSF3R, whose product is annotated as colony stimulating factor 3 receptor (granulocyte). Gene Ontology annotation, cellular component: external side of plasma membrane; membrane; signaling receptor complex. Gene Ontology annotation, biological process: cytokine-mediated signaling pathway. NCBI's taxonomy places the organism in Eukaryota, Metazoa, Chordata, Mammalia, Dermoptera, Cynocephalidae. Gene Ontology annotation, molecular function: granulocyte colony-stimulating factor binding; cytokine receptor activity. Bases 90 to 2606 code for a protein of 838 amino acids. The transcript has 17 exons. The record is from RefSeq and is a predicted model, not a curated record.
CCACAGGCUUCAGCAUGGAGAAACUGAGGCUUGGAAAGAUGAAGUAAUUCAUCCAAAGUCGCAGAACUGGUGAGCACCAAGUUGGCACUAUGGCAGGGCUGGGAACCUGCAGCCUAACCAGCGCUGCCCUGAUCAUCCUGCUGCUCCCAGGAAGCCUGGAGGAGUGCGGGCACAUCAGCCUCUCAGCCCCUAUUGUCCGCCUGGGAGAUCCCAUCACAGCCUCCUGCACCAUCAACCAGAAUUGCAGUCACCUGGACCUGGAGUCACAGAUUCUGUGGCGACUGGGAGCAGAGCUUCAACCUGGGGGGAGACAGCAGCGCUUGCCUGAUGGGACCCAGGAAUCUACCAUCACUCUGCCCCACUUCAACCACACUCAGGCCUUUCUCUCCUGCUGCCUGCACUGGAGCAACAGCCUGCAGAUCCUGGAUCAGGCUGAGCUGCGGGCAGGCUACCCUCCUGCCACACCCCACAACCUGUCCUGCUUCAUGAACCUCACAACCAACAGCCUUACCUGCCAGUGGGAGCCAGGACCCGAGACCCACCUGCCCACCAACUUCACCCUGAAGAGCUUCAAGAGCCGGGGCGACUGUCGGACCCAAGAGGACUUCAUCCUGGACUGUGUGCCUGAGGCCGGGCAGAGCCACUGCUCCAUCCCUCGCAAACACCUGCUGUUGUACCAGAAUAUGGGCCUCUGGGUGCAGGCAGAGAACGCACUGGGGACGAGCAUAUCCCCUCAGUUGUGUCUUAAUCCCAUGGAUGUUGUGAAACUGGAGCCCCCCACACUGUGGACCCUGGACCCCAGCCCUGAGGUGGCCCCACCCCAGCCUGGCUGCCUGCGGCUGCGCUGGGAGCUAUGGAAGCCAAGCCUGUAUGUGGAACAGAAGUGUGAGUUGCGCCACCAGCCGCAGCGUGGAGAAGCCAGCUGGGCACUGGUAGCCCCCUUACCCCCCGGGAACUUCCAGUAUGAGCUCUGCGGGCUCCUUCCAGCCACAACCUACGCCUUGCAGAUGCGCUGCACACGCUGGCCCCUGCCUGGCCACUGGAGCAACUGGAGCCCCAGCCUAGAGCUGAGAACCGCCGAACGGGCCCCCAUUGUCAGACUGGACACAUGGUGGCGGCAGAGGAAAUUGGACCCCAGCACAGUGGAUGUGCGGCUGUUCUGGAAGCCAAUGCCCCUGGAGGAAGACAGUGGGCAGAUCCAAGGAUACCUAGUCUCUUGGAGCCCCUCAGGCCAGGCUGGGGCUGUCCUGCCCCUCUGCAACACCACGGAGCUAGACUGCACCUUCCACCUGCCUUCAGAAGCCCGGGAGGUGGACAUUGUGGCCUAUAACACAGCCGGGAUAUCUCGUCCCACUCCAGUGGUCUUGGAGAGCAGAGGCCCACCCCUGGCCAAACUCCAUGCCAAGGCCCGGGACCCAUACAGCCUCUGGGUGGGCUGGGAGCCCCCCAGCCUUCAGCCCCAGGGCUAUGUGAUUGAGUGGGGCCUGGGUUACCCCAGUCCCAGCAGCAGCAAUAAGACCUGGAGGAUAGAGCAUAAUGGGAGCAUUACGGGGACUCUGCUGCAGGAGAACAUCAGGCCCUUUCAGCUCUAUGAGAUCACUGUGACUCCUCUGUAUCAGGACAUCAUGGGACACCCCCAGCACGUCUACGCCUACUCCCAAGAGAUGGCCCCCUCCCACGCCCCAGAGCUGCACCUAAGGCACAUUGGCAAGACCUGGGCACAGCUGGAGUGGGUGCCCGAGCCCCCUGAGCUGGGGAAAAGCCCCCUUACCCACUACACCAUCUUCUGGACCAAUGCUCAGGACCAGUCCUUCUCCACCAUCCUGAACACCUCCUCCAGUGGCUUCAUCCUCCACGGCCUGGAGCCCGCCAGCAUGUAUCAUGUCCACCUCAUGGCCUCAAGCCAGGCCGGGGCCACCAACAGUACAGGCCUCACCCUGAUGACCUUGGCCCUAGAGGGGUCCGAGCUACACAUCCUCCUGGGCCUGUUCGGCCUCCUGCUCUUGCUCAUCUGUCUCUGUGGGACUGCCUGCUUCUGCUGUAGCCCCAGCAGGAAGAAUCCCCUGUGGCCAAGUGUCCCAGACCCAGCCCACAGCAGCCUGGGCUCCUGGGUACCCACCAUCAUGGCAGAGGAGACCUUCCAGCUGCCCAGCCUUCGGGACCCUGGCAUGCCACCCAUCACCAAGAUCACAGUGCUGGAGGAGGAAGAGAAGAAGCCGGGGCCCUGGGAGUCCAGUGACAGCUCAGACACCUGUGACCUCCCCGCCUUGGUCCAGGCCUAUGUGCUCCAGGGGGACCCAAGAGCAGCUUCCACCCAGCCCCAGCCUGGCAUCAAUGACCAGGUCCUUUAUGGGCAGGUGCUGGGCAGCCCCACAGGCCCAGGGCCAGAGCAGUACCUUCGCUGUGACUCCACUCAGCCUCUCUUGGGUGGCCUCACCCCCAGCCCCAAGUCCUAUGAGAACCUCUGGUUCCACACCAGUCCCCUAAGGACCUCAGAGGUCCCACCCCCAAGCCAGGAGGAUGACUGUGUCUUUGGGCCACUGUUUGACUUUCCCCUCCUGCAGGGGCUCCAGGUCCAUGGAGUGGAGGGGUUGGGGGGCUUCUAGGGCUUCCUGGAACAUCUCACCUAGGCUUGCCUCUUGAAAGGCCUGAGCUAUCCAGAGGACAGCAGAGGGUCAAUAAGCCCAUCAUUAAAAACUACCCCAGCCCUAGGAAAGGCAGAAAGGCUCCCAAUCUGUUCCUAUAACCCAAUCUCCAUGGGCUGGGCCUCCCGGGAAACCUGUACACCUUAAGGGCCAGGUAAUGCUCCAUCCAACCCACUCACUAGCCUCUCGUGGUUGUUAC